Arachis ipaensis is the source of this 411-nucleotide messenger RNA. RefSeq lists its product as uncharacterized. Lineage: Eukaryota; Viridiplantae; Streptophyta; Magnoliopsida; Fabales; Fabaceae. The record is from RefSeq and is a predicted model, not a curated record.
AUGACAAUGGACCGUUUCUCAAAUACCCUCUUCCUUUCGAACGACAUUUGGGUUACAUUAACCGUUAAAGUUGCGUCAAACUCCAUUCAGAACCUCUGCAGUCUUAGAAUAACCUGCAAGGCUGCACGGGAUGCAGGAGACGCGGAUAUUGUUCACCGCAGUGUUUCUAUACCGCCACGACAUGCAACGCCAUGGUGGUGGAGCCGCGACACCGAGGCAAUGAGAUUCUUUGACCGCUGCAUGGCCGCUAGGCAUCCAGAGCUUCUGUUUCGUGAGGCGCUUCGGGAACUCUUCAUCAGACGUAACCAAGACGUUGGCUUCCAAAUGCUGAAUAGUGCAACAAGCAGAGGCCAUAAAGCAGCCAAAUAUGCACUCUCGAUGACGUUGCUGCUUGAUGACAAGUCAUCUUAG